CCUGACUUUCUUUAAUGCCAGAUGGGUGUUAGCGCAGUUUUAUGAAUUAUUCCCAGGAAGUUUAAGUUGCAUAUUACAUUGGGCGUUUCUCCAGAAGCCCCUGAAACCCAGCCAGGGGUUUUUCCAAGCACUUUUUGGGCAGUUUUGAAUUCAGCAUCGUUUGCAAAGUGACUUGGGUGGCCGCUGGGAGCUCAUCUUCGUGUCUCGAGACCACUGCGUGCUCCUUUGUCUGGCAGGCUUUGAACUUCAUUAUUUCCUGUUUCUCUGAGUUGGUUCCUUAUCCUUGUCUCUUGGCCUGGACUCCAGUGCCCUCCAAGAGCCUUGGGAGGCAUUCCGGGCCGUAGCGAUUUCAGAACACAAAUUCGUCAUUACUGGAUAAUCCUAAAUUCCUUUUAGAGGCCCCUGCUUUUUAGUAACAUUCUCUGUAACUUAGUGACCUUUUGUUCCCUGCCUGCUAAGGUUCUGUGUGAGCCCAUCUGCACAGGCUGUUCAAGCUCUGAUUGCUUCGCAUUUCUGCUAUCAGUUACACCACUCCCACCGUCAGCCUGACUCUCUCAGCAAACUUGUCAGAUAGUUCACGUAACAUUAUUUCAACUGCUGGCCCAUCCCUUCUGUCAAGGCCAGAGCCGGCUCCUCUCCCUUCCACUUCAGCAACUCAAGGAAACAGUCAAUUAUAGAUUUCUUCAAACGAGCCUCAAAACAAGACAGACAUAUGUUGGAUUCUCCACAAAAAUCAAACAUCAAAUAUGGAGGAAGUGGAUUGUCCGUUACUGGGACAGAGCAGUUUGAAAGGAAACUAUCCUCACCAAAAAAAUCUAAACACAAAAGGAUGCCAUCAGACAAGAGCCCUAUUUUAGAAGCUUUCAUGAAAGGUGUGAAAGAGCACCAUAAAGAUCGUGAUGUAUCUGAGUCACGUCGACCUUGUGUGUCACUAGCCUCCAAGUACUUACCCAAAGGAACAAAUAUCUAUGUUCCUCCUCCUUAUCGCUUAUCAGAAGAGAUGAAAGCGCUGAAGAAAAAACAUCGAUCUCCAGAGAGAAGGAAGUCUCUGUUCAUUCAUGAAAAUAGCAGAGAGAAGGCUGAUAGAGACCGAGGCAAGACCAAUGCCGAGUCCAAAAGACAGGCCACAGUCACAGAAGCUGACAUCUUCAAGAACAGCUCCAGAAGUCUCAGUAGCAGAAGCAGCCUGUCCAGACAUCACUCAGGAGAGAGCCCACUGGGAGCUAAGUUCCAGUUGUCACUAGCCUCUUACUGCAGAGAACGAGAACUGAAGAAGUUGAGGAAGGAACAGAUGGAACAGAGAAUUAACUCAGAAAAUUCUUUCUCCGAAGCAAGCAGUCUUUCCUUAAAAUCUUCUAGUAUGGAAAGAAAAUGCCAACAGAGACAGGAACAAAGUAAACAGAAUGAUGCCAUACCUGGAAAGAGUAACCUUUCAAACCUGGAAAAUGGACAUCUCUCAAGAAAAAGAUCCUCCUCUGAUUCAUGGGAACCUACUUCAGGCUCUAAGCAGAAUAAAUUCCCUGACAAAAGAAAAAGGAGCUCUGUGGACUCAGAUCUAAAAAGCACAAGAGAAUCUCUGAUACCAAAAGCAAAAGAGUCCUUUUUUGAAAAGCGUCCUGACGGACCACAUCAGAAAGAAAAAUUCAUAAAACAUAUUGCUCUGAAGACACCUGGUGAUGUGUUGCGCUUGGAAGAUAUAUCCAAGGAACCUCACGAUGAAACUGAUUACUCCUCUGCAGGCUCAGCACCUUCAAAUUCUGGCCACCAUUCUUCUAGGAAUAGUGACCAAAUCAGUGUGGCAAGUACCAAAGACACUAAGAUGCAUAAACCCCACUCACCUUUACCUCAGGAAAAAUCUGCAGUUAAAAAAGCUAGCAGCCUUCAGAAAACUAAAACUGCUGGCUCUGUGACAUCAAAAGAGACAAAACUUCUACCUUUACUUUCCCAUGUUCCAAGUGCUGGUUCCUCUCGGGUACCAUUAAAUACUAAAAAUUGUACUCUUCCAGUUCCUAAAAAAGAUAAAGAGCGUUUGUCAUCUAAAGAAUGUUCUGGGCAUUCUACAGAAUCCUCCAAACACAAGGAACACAAAGCAAAGACUAAUAAGGAUGAUACUAAUGUAUCUUCAGGGAGAAUUUCUGGGGAAUCUUUGCAUUCAGAAUAUGGCACUUCUACAAAGUCUCCCCCAGCUGCUUUGGAAGUUGUGCCGUGUAUCCCAAGCUCUACAGCACCUUCAGAUAAAGAGAGUUCAGGAAAUUCCAACACAGGUAGCAGUGCACUGAAAAGAAAACUAAGGGGUGAUUUUGAUAGUGAUGAAGAAAGUUUAGGUUACAACCUAGACAGUGAUGAGGAAGAGGAAACAUUAAAAUCACUGGAAGAAAUAAUGGCUUUGAACUUCAAUCAGACUUCUGGAACUACAGGAAAGCCUCCAGCUGUUACCAAGGGUCUUAGGUCUCAAUCAUCAGAAUAUACAGAACAUGGUCACAGUGGGACUUACACAAAUACUUUAGAGCGUCUGGUGAAGGAGAUGGAAGACACACAAAGGCUAGAUGAACUGCAGAAGCAGCUACAAGAAGAUAUAAGGCAGGGCCGAGGCAUUAAAUCCCCAAUCAGAAUCGGAGAUCAAGAUAGUACAGAUGAUGAAGAUGGCCUCUUGGAAGAACACAGGGAAUUUCUAAAGAAAUUUUCAGUUACAAUUGAUGCUAUUCCUGAUCAUCAUCCAGGUGAAGAAAUAUUUAAUUUCCUUAAUUCUGGAAAAAUUUUCAAUCAGUAUACCUUGGAUUUAAGAGACUCUGGUUUUAUCGGACAAAGUGCUGUAGAAAAGCUUAUUCUUAAAUCAGGAAAAACAGAUCAGAUUUUUUUGACAACACAAGGCUUCCUUACCUCUGCUUAUCAUUAUGUCCAGUGUCCUGUACCUGUGUUAAAGUGGCUAUUUCGGAUGAUGUCAGUUCAUACAGAUUGCAUUGUGUCAGUGCAAAUUUUAAGUACAUUGAUGGAAAUAACAAUUAGAAAUGAUACCUUUAGUGACUCACCAAUUUGGCCCUGGAUUCCAUCAUUAUCUGAUAUAGCAGCUGUGUUUUUCAAUAUGGGGAUUGAUUUUAGAUCUUUGUUUCCUCUGGAGAAUCUUCAGCCAGACUUCAAUGAAGACAAUCUGGUUUCUGAUACACAGACAACAUCAGGGGGGAAAGGAAGUGAAGAUUCAUCUUGUAAGCCAAUUUUUUCAGCUCUUCCCGAAACCAACAUUUUAAAUGUGGUUAAGUUUCUAGGCUUGUGUACAUCUAUACAUCCAGAAGGUUACCAGGAUCGUGAAAUAAUGUUGCUGAUUCUAAUGUUGUUUAAAAUGAGUUUGGAGAAACAGCUGAAGCAGAUUCCUCUCGUUGACUUUCAAAGCCUCCUGAUAAACCUGAUGAAAAACAUGAGAGAUUGGAACACUAAGGUGCCUGAACUCUGUCUGGGUAUAAAUGAGCUCUCAAGUCAUCCUCACAACCUUCUGUGGAUGGUACAGCUGGUUCCUAACUGGACCUCACGUGGAAGGCAGCUGAGACAGUGCCUAAGUCUAGUGAUUAUUUCAAAGCUUUUGGAUGAGAAACAUGAAGAUGUCCCUAAUGCCAAUAACCUGCAGAUAUCAGUCCUACAUCGCUAUCUUGUGCAAAUGAAGCCUUCUGAUUUGUUGAAGAAAAUGGUCUUGAAGAAAAAGGCUGAACAACCAAAUGGCACCAUUGAUGACAGUCUUCAUUUAGAGCUUGAAAAGCAGGCAUAUUACCUGACCUACAUUCUUCUUCAUUUAAUCGGUGAAGUUAGUUGUUCUCAUUCUUUUUCCUCUGGACAACGGAAACACUUUGUGCUACUCUGUGGGGCUUUGGAAAAGCACGUUAAGUGUGAUAUUAGAGAAGAUGCAAGACUUUUCUAUAGAACUAAGGUGAAAGACUUGGUUGCCAGGAUACAUGGAAAGUGGCAGGAAAUAAUCCAGAACUGCCGGCCUACUCAGGGGCAGCUUCAUGACUUCUGGGUACCAGAUUCUUAACAGGAGUUGCAGCAGCCAUAAUGUGGACCAAGAGAAACUCAAUAGGAGCCUUUCUGAAAGGAGUAGAAGGGAUUGCUGCAGAAUCCAGUGGGAUGCUAGGAAAAUGUGCAGCAGAUAUGCCACUUGAAUACCUAGUAUGAAGCUGGUAAUGGCCCUUUCUGGAGCAGAUAUGAAAUGUGAUCUGCUUAAUUGUUAGGCAACUGCCCCUUUAAAAGAGCAGAGUCCUAUAAAAAGGGGAGAAGCAGUGAGUAGUCACAUGUUUCAUCUGCCCUUAGUAACUUCUCUUGUUAGAUUGGAAACAAAUUACCUCUUUCUAGGUAGUAUGGUGGCACUUGGAUAAUCACAGGAAAUAUGGAUGAAAUGAAUUUGAACUGACUUUAGUUGGACAUGGAAACCAAGAUCAAGUUCCAGUUGGGCUUAAUUUUCCUGUUUGGUUAUUUCAGGAUGUAAGGGAAAGGUUAGAACAGAAUUUAGUAAUAAAAAGCAUGAGUCUCUCCUGUAAUUCUAAAUCAAAGAGAAGUUUCAACCCAUGCGUUUUUAUUCACUAUUCAAGAUUACAAAGGUUAGGUUUUUAAAAUGCAUUUAAACAGGCAAGAAGUGGAAGUUUGGUAUAUUGUCAGAUCCCCUUAAGGGGAAAAGGUUAAGCUAUAAAAUAGUGGCUCUGUUUUUAUGCCAGAACAUCCUUAUGGCAUUUGUUUUGUAUUUCUUUUAAGUGCAUUUAUAUAUAUUUUUUAAUACUAGUUACAUUUUAGACUCUUAGAAUUCUGGCUCUUGGAAACCAUAUUAGUAAAUGCUUAAAAAUCUAGGGAGGUUUCCAAAAACCUUGUUUCACUGAGUAUAUAACUUUGGCAGAGACCUGGGUAGUGUUUAUUCUGUGGGAUACUGUGUGCGUGCGUGUGUAUACAUAUGUGUGUGUGCGUGCGUGUGCACAUGUGCUCACAAUCAUGUGCUUGUGUCUUGGAGUUGUUGCACUUGAAAACCAUGGCUGCUCUAAAUUCUUAAACACUGGAAAGCCAUCCUUUGGUUUAAACGGUGGAAGGUUAGAAGUGCAUCUGGUUUUAGGCCAACGGCCCUUCGAAGCCUUUGAGAGUUAAUAUACUCUUACUAGCCAACUGAAAAUUUCUGUGUUGCCUGAAUGUCCCUUUUCGGAGGGUUUGUUGCCUGAAAGAAUGCCACCUUUUUGUUGUUGUUUCAUUAUCGGCGUGGGUGACCUGCUUUCUUGAGCACUCUAGUAGUAUCUCCAGUCAUGGGGGGAAAGGUGGUGGAGGGGAAAGGAACCGGACUUGAUACUUACGGUUCGAGGGGGGGGAAUACAUUUUGGAAACUUUCUACCUCUAAAUUGAGGCUUAAGAGUAAAAAACUUUUUAUCUUCAGUUUAUCAUUUGAAAUAGUAUCAGUAACUUUUGAGCUCAUGUCAAGCAUUGGGCAGUUAGAGAUUUUUAGGGAAGACUAAUGGAGUUUCCAAGAGCCCAGGCAGAAGGAGGCUCCAAGAGUCAGACCAAUGAAAGUUUUUAUUCUGUGCUGAGUUUACUGGUAAGAAUAUUAUUAUCUUGAUACUACCUCUCAAGGGUAUUGUUGCAAAAUGCCACUUGUGGUUAAAGAGAUAGAUACAAAGAGUUGUAUUUGACAGUCACUUGAAACUCUGGCAUCUAUCUGCCCAACAAUGGGGGCUGUCACUCUGUAAUUUAAUACUUUGUAGAUACAUUAUUUGAGUGUAAUUUUAUAAGUGUUCAUAUUUUUCUCAUUUUGCAUUGUGUAAAGUGUACAAACUCUCAAAGUAUAAAAUACUGCUUAUAUUGCUUGUAAUUACAGUGUGUAAAUAUUUUCUAAUUGUAUACAUUAAUGGGGGGACAAAUGGGUUAUUCAGGUUUUUUUUUAAGUGACCCUUUUGUAUUGCAGUUUCCACAGAUAACUGCCCAUCAAAUUUAAAACCACUUUGAUAUAUUUUUAUUUAACAGUUCCAGUAAGAAAAAAAUCUAUUUUUAAUUGUCUUUCUUCGUUAAAGAAAAAUAUCUUCAUCUGUCCCUUUAAAACAAAUGGCCAGACAUGAGGUUAGGCCCUUGUCUUUAUGACUCUGGUGGAGGUCUUCAGUCUCCAGGUCAUAGUCCAGUCAGUAUUUGCAUUUAGGUUCUCAUAAAAAUUAUGUGAUUCUCUUUUUACACAGUAGCCCAUGUUUUUUCUCCUAAAUCAAGUAUUUUCCUUCUCCCUCUUGCCCCCACGCUUUGUCUCCCUUCUGCUGCUAUUGCCCAUGAAUGGGACAGUGGAAAGGGAGAAAAUGUUCAUUGCACAGAAAAUGCCAGGCCACUGUGGGGGCUUGGCAAACAAAGCUUGCACUGAAUGGGUGUGUAUUUGGCAAUGUUACUGUGCCAAAAAUCACCUUGUCUAAUUUUCUGAAUAUGUAUGUCAAACUUACUACCCUUACUGCAAGCUGAAAAUCAAGGUACGUGUAUUUAUGCCUUUGUGUGUAACUGUUCGCCUUUCCUAAACUGCUUUUCUUGUAUCUGAAAAUAGAAUUCUCUUAGUGAUACCCAGUUAAGUGAAGAGGCUUUCCAUGCACAAAAUGCAUCUAUGUAGCAGCAAAAUGACAGCAUUUGUACAUUUUCUGUCUGUCUCCUGAUGGCAGUGGUGCCUUUGUCACCUUCUGGAAGGUUGGCAUUUUGUUUCUGUUUUAAAGUGCAAGUAGUAGCUUGCUUUAGACUCCACAGAAAUCUCCCCAGAUGUAGAAGAUAGAAAACAGUAUGUUGUCAUCCAGGCUCAGUUGCAGCACUUGCAUUUUUAUUUUUAUCAAAACAAAUAGUUGGUGGGGACUGGCCAGUAAUUACGUGUGGAGUCUUUAAGAAUAAUUCUUAAACUUAAAACAAAGAAAAUUUUAAGAGAUGAUCUAUUGAUGAGGGACUGAGUUGGAGAAUUAAAGGAUGACUGUCCUGGUGUCUCCUAGGACGCAGGAGUAGGACCCAGGCGGCUGGGCACGUGGAACAGAUAGCGUGAUCUGUCAUGGUGGUUUCUCAUCAGCAGUGUUGGUGCACCUCUUUGUGCAUUUAUUUUUCCCUGGGCAAUUCUGUCAGCCGUUUAAUCCACCAGCGCCUCGACAGGCAGCAAUUGCUGAUUUCUCUUUCCUUUUUUAUUUUAAGAUUUUAUACUACAUCUUGUUUAAAGUCCUAUGAAUGUAUGUGUGUGUUAUUAAACUGCUUUUUCUCAGUUUGAA
Oryctolagus cuniculus (rabbit) is the source of this 7226-nucleotide messenger RNA. The record is from RefSeq and is a predicted model, not a curated record. Lineage: Eukaryota; Metazoa; Chordata; Mammalia; Lagomorpha; Leporidae.